Messenger RNA from Capra hircus (goat), 2322 nucleotides. Its product is annotated as proline-rich protein 27. Bases 1111 to 1773 code for a protein of 220 amino acids. Lineage: Eukaryota; Metazoa; Chordata; Mammalia; Artiodactyla; Bovidae. Gene Ontology annotation, cellular component: extracellular exosome. The record is from RefSeq and is a predicted model, not a curated record. The transcript has 3 exons.
CCCAGGGAUUAAACCCUUGUCUCCUGAAUUGCAGGUAAAUUCUUUUCUGCUGAGCCACCGGGGAAGGCUUCAUGGAUUAUAACAUAAAGAGUCUCUUAUAAUAUAAAAAAGUCCUAACAGUAACUCUGAACCAGCUUGACUACCAUCAAAAGAACCAUACACUUUCUGAGUAAUUCAAUCUUCCUUCUCAUAAAUAUGACAUUAUAUUCUCCAGCCACAGCUAGGUUUACAGUAUUAUUCAAUCAUCAUUCUACCUUUUUUUUUUUUUUUACUUUGUGCCCAUCAUCUGCCACAACAUUAACCCCAAACCUUCACCAGAGGCUUCAGUCCUCCUGUCUCUGGUUGCCUUGUCACACUAAAGUAGGGAGUCAGGCGUUGGGAACAUAAACCUUCCGAAGUCCCCUAUUAAUGAUAUUAACAACUGGAGAAAUAGCAAAAACAAAUGGCUUCGUGUAUGGAACAUAAGAAAAUUCUAGAAGGGUAACAUAUCCAAAGAAGACAGAGGGAUAGGGAACUUAAAGGAAAGUGAAUUAAAGAGGAAAGAAUGAAGAUGAAAUCUAUUUGAGCUUAGAAAUUUCUGUGAAACAUUUGCUUGUGAUGGGAAGACAUUGGAGAAGUUUUCAUAGGCAAGUGACAUUAUAUGAUAAGUAUCUUUGAUGAAAAGAUCUGAAAAUUGGAGACUUUUUCUUUGAUUCAGUAGACUACUCCAGUCCUUUAACCUUCUCAUUGUACUCCAUUCUAUCCAAGCCUUCUUAACCUCACUUUUUUUCCUAUUCAGGCUGAACACUGAAGGGUUUCUCAGAAGAAGGGUACACAUGCCAUAUAUUUUGAAAGAGUGGAAGUGGUAGAAGCUGAGAGAAUUUUACUUUGUCUUCAUAGAACUCUCGAUCCCUUAACACUCUGAAUAUAUUCCAUUCUAUUUCUUACUCGCCUCACUUCCUUUCUUACACAGCCCAGACUUCACCCUUAGAUUUUUUUAAAGUAUCAUUUUGAUAACUCUUGUAACUCUUCUGUCCCUCUGUACUUAGUGCUACUGGAAAGCAUGCAACCAUGAACUAAAUUUCUACUGCUACUUCAUGCAAAGCAGCUGAAUACUAAAGGUCAACCAACAUGAAGUUUCUCAUUUGGGCCUGCCUCAUGUAUGUUUCUUUUGCAAGGGAUUACAGUGACAACAUAGGCAGUCCUUACCCAGUUGACCCAUCUGCAAGUAUUCCUUACCCAGUUGACCCAUCUGCAAGUAUUCCUUAUCCCAUGCCAGACAGCGAUUUCCCUCCUCCUGUCUAUGUUACAAAGACUAAUUUCCCCAAUUACCCUGGGAAUCCUGAUCCUGGUACAGCAGUACCCUCAAAUCCACUGGUUUUCACUGUUCUUACAGCUCCCCUCUACAGUAUUGCUAGUCUUCCCAUAUCUCCUUUUUCCGGUCAACCUCCUCCUACUGGGGUUUUCCGCCUUGUUCCUGCCUCACGUAGACCUACAGGACCUUUUUACCCACCAAAUGAAGCUGCACCUUCUGCAGACAAUACAUAUAUAGUUGAGAUUCUUGUCCCACCUACUACACCCUCACCUACUCUCCCAGAUGUCCAACCACUUACUAUCACAGAGCCUGAUGAAGCCGAGCCUGCAGCAGCUGCCCACGCUGCCCCAGGACCUCAGUCCUCUAUUUCUUUUGACCAGGUAAGUGGCCUCAGUCUUAGUCCUGUGAUGCAUGAGAUUUAUAGUAGCAGGAAAGAAAGUCUCUCCAUAAACAAACAUAUAUCCACUGAGAUAUUUUGAACAGCUUUGUUGAGAUAGGAUAUAAAACAAACUACCAGUACUAAAAAUGCAUACUUUGAUAAGUUUGGGCAUGUAUAUACACACCCAUGGUUUGUUGGCAUUGCUGACUCAAUAGACAUGAGCUUGAACAAACUCAGAGAGAUAGUAAAGGACAGGAAAAGACUAGCUUGCUGCAGUUCACACAGUUGCAGAGUCCAAUAUGACUUAGUGACUGAAGAACAGCAAUGAAAAAAACACCAAGAUAAGACUAUAUUCGUAAUAGCCAGAAGUAUCCUACUGUCUUUUUGUUAAUGUUUGUUUGUUUAAAUAUUCCCACACUCCCCUUUUUCCUGUUCUUGAUGUAUUUUCUAUUGGUACAAUUGGUUUGCAAUUUCCAGAAUGCUAUAUAAGCAGAAUCAUACUGUAUAUACUCUUUUGUGACUGGUUUCUUUCACUCAGCAUAAUUAUUCUGAGAUUUAUCCAUGUAGUUAUGCAUAUCAAUAGUUCAGUCUCUUUUUUUGCAAAGUGGUGUCAGAUUAUACAGAUAUAUCAUAAUUUUUACCCAUUCAU